This is a messenger RNA of Cephus cinctus (wheat stem sawfly), 8086 nucleotides long. Its product is annotated as ankyrin repeat domain-containing protein 50. The transcript has 16 exons. The record is from RefSeq and is a predicted model, not a curated record. Gene Ontology annotation, molecular function: protein binding. NCBI's taxonomy places the organism in Eukaryota, Metazoa, Arthropoda, Insecta, Hymenoptera, Cephidae. The coding region runs from base 1047 to 5501 and encodes 1484 amino acids.
CGAGCCGCGACCGUUCGAGGGGCUGUUUCGUUGCUCCUGUUCGCGAACAAUAAAGGUCCGUCAGAAUCGAAAUCGGGAUCGUUAAGCCUUGUCGCCAUUCGCUUGCAUUACUUUAAACCUUUUGAACUUGACGACAGUGAAUAGAAUAUCUUGUACGUGUUAAACCGGGUUAAGCUUUUUAUUGAACACUAGUCGUGAGCAGUGCCUGUGUGGUUCGUUUUAAGUUUGUGGCCUUCUACAUGUACGCGCGUACACACUCAGGCACCCUCGUUCUGAUCCGAACUUCCCCUCUAUACUGUGUUCUCUCCCUUGCUGUGGAGCAUUUCAUUUCAUGCCGAGUUGCACCCUUCAGUUUAGUUCAGUGAAAAUCUUCGUGGUUUACGAGAGAGCGAGGAAACGUGGAACAAAGAAUUGGAACGCCGGUUUCACAUCGAUCCACGUUAUCGGCGGGGUUCGAUAAAUACUCAUUCGCACCGGACUUUACGGCUGCUGCGUCCGUCCCGAAGUCCAGCCAGCUAAAGGACGCCGAAUUCACAUCGGGACAUUCCUCAGUCUCCGUGGAGGGUCGAUAAGGAACUACGUGGAAGUUAGGAUGCAGGCAAGUGUAUUGACGAGGUUUCCAGGCACGAAGCGAUGAGACCUCUGGAUGGAGGCCGAGGAAGCUGCAGAGCCCCCUGGGGCUUCGAUCAACUUCCGUUCACCAGAUCCUCGCUGUUACUAGCCGUUUUCCGCGGGAAAUUCGAAUCAACAGGAAGCAGACCGGGCGACUAACCAAAAGAAAUACGGUGAAAGUGAUACCCGCCAUCUUUGAAUAAGAAGCGUCAUUACCUUAAUUGACAAUAUACAAAUAACGUGACACCAGCCGCCCCGACAAUCACGAUGCUCGUUCACUUACAACGUCAAAGAAUAUCGUCAAGCCCGAUCCUCACCGGAAGCCACGGUAGCAUCCUGGAUCAGAGUAAUCGUCAUGGUAAAGAGUAAUCUGUGAUAUAAAGUUGAACCGAAGCAAAACUUAAUAAUAACGAAGAGACAGAGCUGCUAUAAAAAUGGCGGCACCGGUGAUCGAGAAGAAGCGGUUCUUCUGCCGGGAGUGGGCCUUCAUGAAGCUCUCUCACUGUCUGGAGCAACGGCCCGCUUCGAAGACAUGCGGGGCCCUUAUCGUGGGUGGCCCAGGAAGUGGGAAGACGGCCCUGUGCGCAGAGCUGGCAUGGCCGUCGAAUGGUGCCAACGCCCGACACCAGAGGUCACUCAAUAGAAGAUUAUUGGCCAGGCACUUCUGUCAGGCCAGGAGCGAAGCUUCGCUCUCGCCGGCCCAAUUCGUCAGGUCCUUGGUGGCCCAGUUGCUCCAAGCUAGCGCAGAUGGAAUCCACUUGUCCUCGCCGACCUCACCGACACCCAGCACGGCGACGACCUCCCUCACGUCGAGGGAGGCCGUCGCGGAGUCGUACGCGGAGAAGCUACGAACUGACCCAGAGAUUCAGGCGGCGCUUCAGCCUGACAUCCUGGACCGGGAUCCGGAUGACGCGCUCAAGAAGGCUCUUCUGUUUCCCCUCCUGGAAGUCGAGCCUCCGAAGAACUGUCUCUUCCUCCUGGUGGACUCCAUCGACGAGGCCCAAAUACUGAACCCACCUCAGACCGGGACCAGAGACUCGAGACGCGAGGGUGACAACGUCAGUAGGACCAUAGCCGAGCUCCUCGCGAAUCAUCAUCAUCUAUUUCCGCAGUGGCUCCUUCUGGUCUGCACCGCUAAGAGACAGAGCAAAACCAUCUCGCGCAUGUUCACCGGGUUCCGGAAGAUAUCGCUUGACGACCUCAGGAAGUCCCAGGUCGUACGGGACGUUCAGCAGUACAUCCUGGCCAGGCUGGACCAGGAGGACGCCUUGAGACAACACAUUUCCAGGGACACCGCGGAGAUGCUGAACCAGCUCCAUAUCAAGAGCAACGGGUGCUUCCUGUACCUGGAGAAGGUCCUCGACGGAGUCGCGGAGAAUUUCAUAGUCCUGCGAGAGGUUCGGGAAAUUCCUGGUACCCUGAACGGUCUUUACCUCUGGCUGUGUCAGCGACUGUUCAGUAGAAAACAGUUUGCGAAGGUGCAGCCGCUUCUGAACGUCAUCCUGGCCGCGAAGUUACCGGUCACUCAGGAGAUUCUUUACAAGUGCGUCUGGACGGCCAACACCGGGAUCACGAUGGAGGAUUUCAAUAGGAGACUUCAUCUCUUACGGAGGGUCAUCUCCGUAUCGAGAGCCGGCGCUCUUAUGCUCUUUCAUCACAGCUUCGCCGAAUGGCUCCUAGACGUUAAGCACUGCACCCAGAAGUACCUCUGCUCCGCAGCCGAAGGUCACGCCAUGCUGGCGGCCCAUUACACGCUCCGGGCUCCUGAGCUCAAUCCCGACGAGAUCUGCGUCCUGGGACAGCACUUGCAACGAGCCAUGACUAAUCUCGGGUCCACCGGAUGCAGCCUGGACGCUCACGCUCUUCAGGUCUUGUGGAUGAUCGGAAGUGGGGCACCUAUCGAGGAUUGUUAUCUGGACAGUUCGGAUUGUAUAUUGUGGCCGAGGCAGGAUAGCAAAUUGCUCAGGCUUCUGGUAGAUGCUGGCGCCAAGCCUUCGGAGAAGAUUGUCGACGACGACGUCAAUAAGGAGGCCGUUCCUUCUAGUCAGGUCUCGCAGGAUGUGAGCCCCAUGGAUGAAUCUCUCGGAGAACCAUUGACAGAGCUGCUUGGCGAGAGUGGCGACAUAAACCAAGCAGACUCAAGUGGCCGCACAGUGCUCCAUACCCUGGCAGCGGACGGGAAUGCGUCGCUUCUGGAAUUAGCACUGGCAGCGUGUCCUCAGGCAAAAUUGGAAGCUACAGAUCGUCAUGGUCAGACGCCAUUGAACUUAGCUGCAAGACAUGGCUACGCGGACGUAGUCAGGGUACUAUUAGCUGCUGGUGCAAGUGCGGAUCAUGCAGACUGUGAUGGUUGGACCGCGUUGAGAGCAGCUGCCUGGGGCGGGCACACCCAGGUACAUUCACAGCCAACCCUCACUGGGCAAACCCAGGACACUGUUAAAAGUACUCCCAAUGUAGUUGUCGAGCAGCUCCUCGAGCACGGAGCCAUGGUGGACUGUGCGGAUUGGGAUCAGCGUACGGCACUACGUGCGGCGGCCUGGGGAGGCCACGAGGACAUCGUCAAAGCGCUGCUGCAACAUGGGGCCGACGUGAAUAGGACCGACGACGAAGGCAGAACUGCACUGAUAGCUGCGGCUUAUAUGGGUCACAGUGAGAUUGUCGAACACCUUUUGGACUUUGGAGCUAAGAUAGAUCACGCGGAUAGCGAUGGUAGAACAGCGUUGAGCGUGGCCGCGCUGUGCGUACCUGCUAAUCAUGGUUACGCCAAGGUCGUUACGAUACUUCUGGAAAGAGGCGCUGCGGUUGAUCAUCAGGAUAAAGACGGCAUGACUCCACUUCUUGUGGCAGCCUUCGAGGGCCAUCGAGAUGUGUGUGAAUUAUUGUUGGAAUACGAAGCCGACGUCGACCAUUGCGAUGCUACUGGACGAACGCCUCUGUGGGCAGCUGCCAGCAUGGGUCACGGAUCCGUUGUGGCUUUGUUGUUAUUCUGGGGCUGCUAUGUUGAUAGUAUAGACAAUGAAGGGAGAACUGUUUUGAGCGUGGCUGCUGCACAAGGUGGCACAGACGUGGUUAAGCAGCUUCUGGACAGAGGUCUCGACGAACAACAUAGAGACAAUUCCGGAUGGACGCCAUUGCACUAUGCUGCUUUCGAGGGUCAUAUAGAUGUCUGCGAAGCUCUUCUAGAAGCUGGAGCUAAGGUUGACGAAGCUGACAACGAUGGCAAAGGUGCUCUCAUGCUCGCUGCGCAAGAAGGUCAUACGUCCUUAGUCGAAAGAUUGCUGGACCAACAUAAUGCACCUAUAGAUCAACAUGCGCACGAUGGAAAGACUGCCCUGAGACUGGCAGCUUUGGAAGGUCACUAUGACACAGUAAGAGUAUUACUGUCACAUAAUGCUGACGGCAAUGCCAAAGAUGCCGAUGGACGAAGUACCCUAUAUAUUCUUGCCCUGGAGAACAGACUGGCGAUGGCGAGAUUUCUCCUGGAACAUGCACACGCCGAUGUGGAAAGUAGAGAUUCUGAAGGUAGAACACCGCUUCAUGUCAGCGCUUGGCAAGGACACGUGGAAAUGGUGGCUCUGCUAUUAGCAGAAGGCAAUGCAAGUGUGAAUGCCUGUGACAAUGAAAAUAGGACUCCCCUUCAUUCAGCCGCGUGGCAAGGACACGCGGCCAUUGUCAGAUUACUUUUGGAACAUGGUGCAACUCCUGAUCAUACUUGUAAUCAAGGUGCAACUGCAUUAGGUAUAGCUGCUCAAGAAGGGCAUGAACAUUGUGUCAGAGCCCUUCUCAAUCAUGGUGCAGAUCCAAAUCAUUCAGAUCACUGUGGGAGAAACGCUAUUAAGGUAGCUGCCAAAAGCGGCCAUGACACUGUUGUUAGAUUACUUGAAGAACAUUCAGCAAAUCAACGAAGUUUGCGACCGGGAGCCAAUGGGGGUGGUAGUAGCAGUGCAACGUCAGUAACGUCGAAUUCGACAGCGGAAACGAAACCCUCGUCGGCCAUUUUGAACCCACUAUCCACUCAGUACAGUCCGGCAGAGUCACCCGACUCGACAAAGAGAAGAAGCUGCGUAUCCUUGGGCAAUAAUUCUAGCAAUAGUAAAUCCAGCAGCAACCUGACUGGCAGUACCAAGAGUGAUCAGGGAAAAUUCAGUCAAAAUUCAAUGGUCAACCAGGUAAUUAAAGCACCUUUAUCCUUCACGCAACAACUUCAGCAAUGCUCUCGGGGUGCAAAGAGCCGACCUUUAAGCAAACUAUUGUCGCCAUUGAAGAGUGAACCACAGAGUCCGAUUUAUGCUUCGCCGCCUCAUUCACCAUUGAGUGACAGCCUUAUACCUUACUCGCCGACAAAUACAAGCCCGCCAAGUGCUCAGACUGCGGCCAGCGUUAUACAAAGCCAACUCGGGGUGUCUCUCUUAACAGGCAACCAAAGUAUACAAUACAAGGCACAGGGUGGAGGAUACAAUCAUACCUCAGCCAUCUACGAGCCAAUAAAUAUAAAAACUGAAAUUAUUGAGAGAAACGAAACCACCAGGCCCUUCGAACUGACGAACGAAAUGCUAGGUUUCAGUGUUGGCAAGGAUAAGAAGAAUAUCCAUGACGAUAAGAGAAAUUCAGCUGAUACGCACUUUACGCGAGACACGCAUAUGAGAAUUAUUCUGGGCAAUAGUGGUGCUGGUGUUGGUAGAAACGUUAAGCACACGCCAGAACAUACAUCUGGAAGCAGCGGUAACUCAAAACCAAAACGUAAUGGUUUAGUUUCUAAUCCGGCUAUGAGACUUGUCGCUGGCGUUAGAAAUGGCAUUGAAAAUGCCACAAAUCGUAAUAAGCCAAUUACAACGAGAGUCAAUGGAUUUCAAUGGAAGGCGGAAACGCGAAAAGAGACGCCCUUGUAGGAGCAGGUAUUAAUGCAUGCUGUCCUGUGCAUUAAUUGAGAUGAACUUAUACGUAGGAGAUGAGAGUGAAAAUAUCCGAUAAAAAAAAUAUUAACCUCUCGAUCGUCUCUAUGAUUCAGGUUUUAGAAUUUGCAACAGGUUCGCGAAACGUUGCAAAUCGAUACUGCGGUUGGAGGAUCUUCAUCAGCAAGAAGCGAAAGUCAAUAAAUAAAUUUUUCUCCUUUUAUUUGAGCAAAAUCAAAUUACCUCAAAUGAAGAAGUGACGAAAGCAUAUUGAAAAUGAUACUAAUUAGGAGACGAAUGGAAAUUACCUAACACAUAAUACCAAAUAUUAAACUGCAUAAGAAAUGUAUGUAGAUUUAGUGAUGUAAUCUUAUCGAUACAACUUUGUAUAAAUGUAACGCUAAUUAAAUUCUUUACUGAUCUCACUAAUACUACAUAUAUUGAUAACUGAUUUUCGAAAUCUCAAAGAAAUGCUAGAGUGAUAAUUUUGACGAAAGAUUAAAUAUUGAGAUUUUCAAUGGAAGACUGGAUGCUGCGAAUGAAGCGGAUUAUAUGAUGUCUGAGAGAAAGUUUUGAGAAUUAAAAAGAAAUGUAAAGAUAUGUAAAAAAAAAAGAAGAAGAAGUAGUAUUGAAACAAACAAUUAAAAAUCCUAAUAUGAAGAUAGUCUGACGAUGCCGAAGUUGCUUCAAAUACGUAAAAAUAUGGCCUGAAAGUGGAAAAGCCCGUGUAAAUAUCCGUUAUUUAUGUAUUGUGCACAACACCAAUCAUAUUUAUUAUUACACUGUAGUAGAUGCAAAAUAAAAUACGAAAAUUUAAAUUCAAUAAUUAAAUUAUAACCUGAUGCUUCUGAUGGAAAGACAAAUGGUACACGAAAAAUUAUAGGACCUCUGUCGCUCACUGAUAAAUGGAAGUCAUUUAUAGGAUUAUCACAUCAUAUUCUGGAUUAAUAAUCUUUGGACGAUGGACACUCUAUAUACUGACUAUACUCACAUUCCACCAGGAAGGAAAAAAGAGAAACUACAAUAAAAAAAAAAUUAACUUUGUUAUACAUAUAACUAUUGUGCAGACUAGCCAAAGAUUAGCAUCAGCUAAUAGUUAAAGAGAUGAAGAUGAUGAGUACUAAUAUACACAGUGCUUACUAUAGUCGGACGAAUAGUUGUAUUUUUUACCGUCAUUUAUAUUUAUCGUUUUACAUAGACGGAUAAACUGUCGUCCGAAAUCUUGCCUAUGUUUUUAAAGGGACUAAAAGAAAACACUGGGCUACAGUACAUUUCGUUAAAUAAAUUACGUUAGGACAAAAUGAAGGCAUUAAACGGCGAAGUCGAGGAAAGCGUGCCUCCCCCCUCCUCCUAUUUGCAAAAUAUUAAUACUAUAAAAAUACCAUUAAAGACCUUUUUAGGAUAAUACUGUACAUGAAGGUUUCUACGUUGCUGUCAUGCAUGUCAAUUCUUGUACGUUUCAUGCAAUACUCACAAAAUUUGUAAAACGAACACUUACCUUUUGAAUGGGAUGAAACUUUUCCAAAAAAAAAGACCACAUCUUUCAACAAAUAUAAAAUAUAACUUUUAAAUGGAAGGUAGUCAUUCAAUUUUUCAUGUUUUUUUUUUGUGAUCACACAAGUCCUCUUUUUUAUCAGAUUUAUUAUGUAUAUUACCAAUUUUGAAAAAGCUUCAUCCCGAUUCGCAUUCGUUAAUGAAUAAUUUUCGAAAUGAAAUUUAUUAUACUCGUACUUGUAAGUAAUGGAAGGAACGAUUGAUGGAAUUGACAAUUGUCCAGAUUGUACUUAUGCAUUUCCUUUCGCAAGAGAUAAUUUUUGUGUUUGUUCAAUUGAAUAUUCGUAUCCUAAUUGGAAUCUUGCGUUAGGAAAUUUGUUAACUGGACGAAUGUAUCGAAGUCUGAUUUUAUUGAGAAUAGAAAAGCAUUGUAAGUAAUGAAUUUGUGGUACGAAGGCCUAGACAGAUUAACAAGCAAUUAUACUUCACUUGCUGCAAUUAUAAUUGAAGGACGAUUCACUGUAUAACAUAGAGAGAUAAUAGCCUAUUUAAUAUUUAAUACUUGUUUUUAUUGUACAUUGAAAUUAGCUUUAAUUGCGUACGCAUCGUUCGUGCCAAUUUUAAUUAAGCAUUAACGAUAAUUAAAGAUGGUACGAAGGUAAUGAAGUUUGUGUGAUUUUUGUUAGAUUGGAAAAUGUGAUUUCAAUGGUAACGUUCUAAGGAUGAGGACGUAAUGAGAGAUGAGAAUAAAACAAAGUUCUAUAGCGAGACGUUAAAUAGAGAAUGAAUAUAGCAUAAUUAGCAGAGACUCACUGUUAGAAGUGUUGAAAUGUAGAUUUAUUAUUAUUAUUAUCAUUAUUACAUUUAUUCAUCUUGUAAAUAAUUAAAUUAUCGUUAAUAUCGAUGUAUGGUAUUAGCACACUACGUAAUACACAAAUAGAAAACAAAAUGACUCCUUAAGCCUGUGUUAAACUAAAAUUAUGUGGUCUAGAAAAUUUCGUCAAUAGAAUGAAAAUUAUAAUUUUCAACUAAUUGUGAAGCGACUAUGAUUACUCAAUAAUAAAACCGUGUAUUGUAUGAAAACGUAA